Molecule: messenger RNA, 657 nt
Organism: Laccaria bicolor S238N-H82
Lineage: Eukaryota; Fungi; Basidiomycota; Agaricomycetes; Agaricales; Hydnangiaceae
Exons: 3
Coding region: 1-657 (218 amino acids)
Source: RefSeq, a predicted model, not a curated record
AUGCAGGGCAAACUUCUUAAUCUCCUGGCUGUAGCGAUAUCCGUAUUAUCAAUCCUACCUAGUAGCUUCUGCUCUCCGGUAGCAAGCGAAAGGGCACCCUUAUGGAAUCUUUCGAAACGACUUGACGGUCCUCCAAGUAACAAUUUCGUGUCGCUCAGCAACUGGCGCGGUAUCCCCUCUUUGCAAGGAUUUGACGAUUUUAAUGGUAUCAGUAACUUUGACGGUUCUAAAAAUGGCCAAGUUGUUGUCCAGGAGAAGCAAGUUGUCUGCAAAACACAGCGUGUCGAGAUCAUUCAACAGCAGCUUGUCAUUCUCCGAGAGAUGGCGAAAAGGAUAAUUACCGAGCAAAUUUGCGAGGUAGAAACGCAAACGAUUGUUCUUAGCCAGUUCCACAAUGGCGUUAAGGAUUUCAAGAAAGACCUAGCGCGAAAAAGCAACCGCGCCGUAGGAUACGACGCAAACAUCGCGAGUCAUCUUAUCCGCCUCGUUAACAGCGAUGGGUCUUUGAAUAGCGGUAGCUUUGGUUUCCAAGGAACGGAUGUUGGGAAUGCCACGAUUGUUCCGACUGGAUCUAACUGGAAUAAUGCAACCUCCCCCGAGUCAGUCCAGGCGGCGGAGCAGGCUGCUCAGGCUGCUUUGAAUGCGACCAAGGUGUAG